Betta splendens (Siamese fighting fish) is the source of this 2087-nucleotide messenger RNA. Its product is annotated as transmembrane protein 205. Bases 280 to 846 code for a protein of 188 amino acids. The record is from RefSeq and is a predicted model, not a curated record. The transcript has 4 exons. Lineage: Eukaryota; Metazoa; Chordata; Actinopteri; Anabantiformes; Osphronemidae.
GUUGGUGGGGACGUUGUUUCUGAAGCACAUCUUGACACUUGCGGUUCCGCCUUCUCUCCACUGAGCAGGUUGAGCGACUUUUUGCUGUCACAGUUGUAGUCAUAUGCUGUAAGUUUUCCGGAGCUACUGGACACACGGAUUCUGAUUCCGUUCACAGAGGCUCUGCUGUGAACUAGUGACACGGGAGGAAGGCCGAGGCUAACUGGCCAUUCAGGACGGUGCUGUUUGACUGACUGCGCUGGAGGUCAGACCCAAGCGAACAGGUGGUGAAGAGGAAGCAUGUCCACCGACCAGGAGCCCACCUUUACAGUCAAGCUGCUGCAGCUGCUCCUGCUCUCCACGUACUGGGGAAUGCAGAUUUGGGUCACCUUCAUUUCAAGUUUUGUAAUGAACAACCACCUGAACAGACACACAUAUGGGUUUAUUCAGAGUCAUCUUGUCAUGUUCUACCUACACCUGGGUUCAGCCUGUGCUUUUUUUAAUCUCACUAUCUAUGCUGUGUACCAUCCAAGUGACAACCUGGAUGACAGGGAAGCCUUUCAGAUCUUCAUCUUCUUUGUGUCAGUGACAGUUGCAGCUGUCAAUGCUCAGUGGUUUGGCCAAAUGACAUCAGAAAUCAUGGCGGACAUGCACCUUAUCGAACAGGCGUGCGGGCUGGGUCAGGACAUCGGCCUCUCAUCUAAUCGUGAGGCCUAUGCCAAGCUGUGUGAGACAGAUGGUAAAUACAAGCACCUCAGCAGCCGCCUGUGGCUCUACAGAUUGCUGUCCUCCUUCUGUAACCUCUGCUGCAUCGGCUGCAACUUCUACAGCCUCUCUUACAUGGCUGAGAACCUUGUAAAACUGUAAAUAUAGCAGCUGGACUGUUAACAGUUAAAAAGCAGUCCAAGGUUUAAAACCUAGAAAGUUGUUUUUUCCAUCAAAGUAGUAAGUUAUAUAUUUAAACACAAGUUCUUUCUUAUUUGUUAUAAGAUGAUAAGGACAGUUAAGUACACCCUGUCUUUCUUGUGCCUUGGGAAAUGAUGAAAGGACACAGCGUUAGUCAAGCAUAGAGAUCUGCCCUAGUUCCAAGGCUUUCUUUCUAAAGCUGUAUCUCACACCCUAAUGUUGUGGGAAGACACAUCAGUACCUGCACUGUGAGUAAUGCUUUAACCUUUUACCUACUAUGCCUGACAUUGCUGAUUACUUCCUUGAUAUUUCCUUUACCAUUACACUGUUGUACUUUUUAGAAACCUAACACUCAAGACACACAAUGUUUUAAAAAACUUGCACAGCUGCAACAUCAGAGCGAUAGAAAGUAGCCCUGAGCACAACCGUGAUUUUUAUGUAAACAGAGGAAAAGCACCUUUAGUAAAGAACUAUUCUCAUCCUGCUCAAUCUUGCUGUUCCUGUUUGGGUGGAGUUAAAAUGUUGUCAGGUUUGACUAGCUCUCCUUAUGCCACUUUACAAAGCAUUUUUUGCAUGUCGCACGUCUGAGAGAAAAGUUGUACAAUCUUUUUUCUUAUUUUUAACACAGUACAAUGUAGAGAUGCGGAUCUACUUAGAACAUAAUGUUAAUAGUGCACUGUCUCUGAUGUGUAAAAAAAAAUAGAUAUCAUAUACAUACAGUUUGACAUGAAAAGUGCUGUACAAUUGUUGGCAGUACCUACAACAUUGUAGCUUCCGCUGUUCUUUUCUUUCUUAGCCUACAAUAACACACUCAUUAAAUUGCUAUCACAUCAGCAACUACAGCUGUUUCCAGGUCAGUAGCUGAUUCCUAAACUCCUUUUAGAUCUUUUUUUGUCCGUUCAUUCUGGAGUGAUGAAGUUGUGUAUUAUGUGCCUAUUACUAGCAACGACAAUGCAAUAUUAUGUGGUAGUUUCCUCUAGUUAUUUAAUGAUUAACCAAUCUAAGUUAAUAUUUCACUGCAAGUUGUGUGUAAACCAAACGCUGUAUUUGGAUAUGAACCUUUCCAAGAUAUUUUAUGUGACAUGAGGAUUUAAGCCAGUGAAUGGUUUAAAUAAUGGGUUAUUGAAGAUGCUGUGCUUAUGGUUGUGGGUUUGUAUUAAAUGUUUUGCAUGUGUGUUUUUGUAUUAAAGUAUUUUAUUUUA